Molecule: messenger RNA, 18267 nt
Organism: Pocillopora meandrina
Lineage: Eukaryota; Metazoa; Cnidaria; Anthozoa; Scleractinia; Pocilloporidae
Source: the annotation of a GenBank genome assembly
GUCAAGACUAUGGCAACCGCUUGCCCAACAAUCGUUCCAGAAAGAAACAGUGUAAAUUUCUCGCUAAAUUAGAUUUCUAACGGCAAUAUGGUAUGAAUUGCUUGGUGGCAGGAUGUUUUCUCUGCUUAGUCGAGGAUAUGGCACAUAUGAUGGUAAAGCUAAAAAAGACACUCAAGAAACCCGGGAACACAAGGUAAACCUUUCAGUCACUGAUCAUUUGCAGUUUGUGUUGUUCCAUCGCGCGGGCUGCCGCAUCGUUUUAAUACGGGGCCUCAAAUGUGUUUUAUGUUUUUAUUUUAUAGUUGAUAACACAUCAGUAACUUUUUAAUUGUCUGGCCUAAAAAGUCGUAGUUAUAAUCCAGCUCUAAAGCGUGAAAGCUAGGCUAUCUUUUUCCGCAUUUUGAUCAGCAAACUAAUCCCUCCAGCUAGUGUCGCUCAAUUAAUAUUGAUCGAACAAAGUUAGGCUGAGUGUGAUAUUCAGCUAAAACUUAAUCACGAUGUUAACAUUUCUGGCUCUUGGAGUCACUAUUGGCAAGCUUGUUUUAUUUUUUUCUGAUUCACCCCGAAGAAAGUUGUCUGAACUACAGAAUAGAAGAAAUCUCACUGAUACCCAAAGCUGUUGUUUUUGUUGACACCUUACCCACAACAAAUCACUCGAUGUCUGAUUCCACUCGUGCUUGGGAUUCUGCGGGGUUAAAUGUACAGGCGCCGAAAAUAUGUGUUCUGCAGAAGAGUAACAUGGUAGGCUCAUAUACUGAGUCAGAGUACUCAAGAAAGAUGAUUGAGACAGGGGCGAUGAAAUUUCUUGCUAGCGUGAACGUUUUGGUCAGAAGUAAAUGUGUCUUCGACAAAAGCAUUUAAUGUUGGUGCUUUGUGCACCAAUAUUAAAUGCAUUUGUUUGUCAAUUACAGUGAUAUAAUUUACGAAAUCAAUUCAAUCAAUUUAGUAUAAUUCCUACCAUUUUGAAAAUUAUGUGCUUAGAUGUAUGGAAAGACUACACUGACAUUUAUCCUUUUCACCACAAAGCAUGCAUUCAUUUUACAUUUACAGUACACCCUGGGUGAUUGUUAAAUCUAUUACAUUCAUUUUAAAUUACUGGUGAUCUUUGCAAUCUGAUUGGUACUUAUUGAUGCAAUUCUUUUCACAAUUUGUAUCUUUUUCCCUGCCUAUAAGACAGCUUUACUUAAACACAAGCAAUCAAAUUUCAAGGCUUGUUUAAAGAGAGUGAUCCAAAGUACUGCGUUUCCAACUUUUUACAAACCAGCUCAUGCCUGAUCAAUACUGGAUUGAUAAAAUAUUUGUACAGACUUAAGAAAAAAACUUUAUUGUGAGGGAUUUCAAAAUGAAUGUAAUAAAGUGGUAACUGAACUUUGCAUCAUGCAAUUUUGGUCUAAAAUCUUACUUGUAAUUUCAAAUCUAAUCAAAUACAGAGCAGCUCAAUACUGGAUCAAUAAAAUAUUUGUACAGACUUUAAAAAACAGUAUUUUGAGUGAUUUAAAAAUCGAUGUAAUAAAGUGGUUAUUGAUCUUACUUGUGAUUUCAAAUCUAAUCAAAACUAUAGCAAAAUUCUCGAACCUUAUUGGUUAUCACCAGCCUCUUUUGAGGACUAACAAGACAGUACACAGGUCAUGCUUGUGACUGGAUAAUGUAAUAAGAAAGGUAUUACAUCAUGUUUGUGUAAUUGGAAAGUGCACAUCAUUUGCAUGCCCUGUUGUGGCACAUUUUGCAGAGUUAGCUGUUGUUUUGCUUAUGAAAACAUUCAACUCAUGUCUAGUUUUAUUUCUCAAAUUUUGUCAUAGUUUUGAUUAAUUGGUAACAGGACCUUGUAUCAUCCUAUUCCUGGCUGUAAUCAAACUUGGGAUUAAUGAUUUCAAGCCCUGAGAAAAGCCAUAACAACACAUGAAAAAAUAUAAUUAUUUUUCACGUUUUCGCACCACUCAGUCGUGUGGAUGAAUGAAUGGCAAAUCAAGCCUUACAAUUCUCUAUCCAAUUUUCAUGGAUAUUGUCAACUAAAACACUGAAAAAUUGGUAUCACUCAUUGACAGUGAUGUUUAAAAUUUCCAUGAAGGAAAGGAAAACCAAAAUAAGCAAAGAAAAACCAAAAGCUUCGUACUCAGUGGCUCAGUGGUAAUGGCAUUCCUGUAGUAGUGAUCACUUGUAGAUAUGGAAUUUCUCUUCUUGUGUUCAACUAGAUAUCUCACUUGUUUGCUGUGCUCACUCCUGAGUUAUAGAGUAGAACACUUGAAGAGAAAUUCCAUAUCUAAGGGCACCAUGUAUUAUUCUCUAUAUCUCACCUCCUUGCUGCACUCACUCAUGAAAUAUCCAGUUAAACACUUGAAGAGAAAUUCCAUACCUACACACGCCAUGUUCAAUUCUCUAUUUCGUAUCUACAGGGUGGUGGCUUAUUUGAGGUGAGCACUUAUUUGAGGUUGGACACUUAAUCAAAUAAAUAGAGGAAAUAAUAAAAUCAUAACUUUGAUUCAAUUCAUCAUGUCACUUUCUCUCGCACACUAUUAUAAAUGGUUGCUUAUCCUACUUGUUGGACAUCAAAUUGUACUGUGAUUUGAUUUACAGUAAAAGAUUUUUGGAUUAGCAUGGAGUUUAGAUAAAUGUUACAAAGCAAAAUAAGUAAACUAUCAAAGCUGUUGACAAAUCUGCAGUUUUUCUUGACUGUAAUUAUUCUAUUAAGGCAAGUUCUCUCUGUUUGGAUCCAAUCAAGUCAAAGUCAAGAAACUAUACGGAAGACUUUCAGGCUAAAAAUGAACCACACAAUGUUUUCUUUUGUGGUUUAUUUGUGUAUUCUAUAUGACUUUCUUUUCAUAAGUUCCCACCUGAAUGGUUUUCAGUUGUGUCAAAAGACUCUUACAGAAUGUAGAUGACCAAUCAAAAAGGUCUUUUAUAUAAAUUCUAACUUCACUAUAUACUGUAUCUUCACAGAAGUAAAGCUGAGCAUAUUAAAUGUGGGCUAUUGAUAAGACUACUGUAUUUCUCUGUUUUUAGUUGCAUUCAAUGUUUUCUGUCAACAACUGGUCAUCCAAAGGAAAUCAAGAAGGGUUGAAUUUUCAUAAAUUUUUCUUUGGAGCACAAGUUGAAAAACAGUUUCAACUAUUGUCUUAAAAGUAAUUAAAAGUAAUCUCAACAGCCAAUGAGAACAUGAUAUAACAAAGAUCUAAUGAGCACUCCUAGUAACAAACAAACGUUAAAGGAUUGUGCUCUACCCAUUCUAAGGGAUAUUUAUCAGACAUGCCAUAAUAAUUGUUUAUUCAUGUAAGCAACAAUUAAAAUCAUGGAAUUGUGGAAUAAAAAGCAUGAGCAAAUUUGAAGAUACUGAAAUUAAUUGAACAAGCUAACAGGAUGAGUGCAGUUUACAGUAUAUGUGAAGUUUAUCACUGCUAACUAUGUUAUUGCUGGUUGGUAUGAAAAAAUAAUUUUAUUGUCCAUGAGCUGCACUCUUUGGAAUUGAUUGUUAGUUUCUGAGCCUGCCAAUGAGUUUGGAGAAAUUUUUGACUGUACACAUGAAUGAUGCAUGCACGUUAAUGAUGCAUGCAAUGGUGGUUAGCUAAUUGUUUAAUAAAGUUUGCUUUGAAAAAUUUGCAACUAUUUAAAAGUGUUACAAGGAAACUUGCGUUGAUUGAUGAUUUUGCACUUUUGAUUGCAAGAAGUUCUCUACUAACUAAUAAAUAGCAGUACAAUGAGUGGGAAUUUAUCCAGAGUUUGUCUCUUUAAGGAAUACUUCUCCCUGGAGGAUCUUCAUUUACCACCAAUCAGAUCUAACUACCAGGCCCUGGCACAAAAAGAUAUUGGUGAAUAUGACUCAGGACCAAGAUAUGAAAACAAGCCUUUUAAACUGCCAAAAGUAGAAGACACGAAGCAUAGUAUAAGAAAUGUUCCAAAAACAUACACCACUAGAAAAGGGGCAUUGCUUCUCUAUGCUGAGGAUUUCUUUCUACCAGGAUCUCCAAAACCAAGAAAGCGCAGACGGAAGUAUAAAAAGCAACAAACCAUGAAGCUUAAAACAAUUGGUGAUUUAAGGAAUUACAUAUUGGACUACAGGAAUGGGGUAUGCCACUCUUUUUUUUUUUUUUUUUUUUUUUUUAAUGUGAUGGCAAGCACCAAUUAGAGGGUUCCUGGUUAGAUUAAACUUUCAUACUAAUUGGUGAUAUGAUGAUAGAUCAUGGACAAAUUGAUCAUUAAUGCUCAGAAAUAAGUGGCUAUAUUAGCCAUCAAUCAAAUAGAAUUUUGAAUUAACGCUGCAUAGAUAAUUUCCAAAGGGUCUUGAUAGUAGCAGGCAUUUGAAGAAUUUUAAGUAAAAGACAAAACUUUUAAGUUUGUUAGACAUGUUUUGACAGAAACUUAUGUAAUCUUCAGUUAAUUAAUGUACAAAGCAUUGAAAGUUGAAUUUAUAAUAAGUAGAAAAAUGCUAUUUAUGAUAAAUGGUGACAACAAGAAAGAGGCAAAGCAUGAAAGUGUGAGAAUUAAAAGGAUAGUUUUAGAUUUACAUGGUGUACCUGUUGGUUCAAAGAGGGCUGUUCUCUUUGAAUAUCAUGUAGCUUCUUUUAUCUUGAGUUGAAAACCAGUAGAGGCAUGAUCCAAAAAAUUGGAAGCUAAUCUGCUGAACACAAAGUGCGACAAUGUUCAGAAUCUUGCAAAUGUUUGGAAAUGUCACUGGCCUUGUCACUGACUAAGUGCUCUCUAACACAUGUGGAAAAAUGCCGGCACGUUUCGCUGACAGAACAGGCAUUACAGCCGGUACAUACAAACUUACAAACCACACGUGAAUGGAGCUGGUCAGGUAUAAGGUCUUUCGCACCAAACAAGUUGCCAAUCUUGAAAGAAGAGAAAACUAGCUUGAUAUCCAAGUCUUUGCCAUAGUGCUUAAUAAAGUGGUGAAUCUUUUUCUUAGUGAUAGGAGAAAAAUAACCUAUGUAGGGUAGCUUAAAGUAAAACAUAGGUGAAUUGGUGGGAAAGGAACCCUGGGGAUGAUGCUUGCUUUGGGUCCCAGUGAUGUAACGGUUUAUAACAGGUAAUUUAGUGUUAACAACUGGGUUGAAAAUGUAAAUUAACCAUCGUAAAGGGUAAAAAAGCUGAUGUUUCGUUAGCCCUUUGUCAGAGCAAUGGUGAAGGGCUAAUGCUCGAAAUGUCAGCUUUUUUACCCUUUACAGUGGCUAAUUUAUGUUUUCAACCCAGUUGUUAACACUAAAUUACCUGCUAUACUCUCCCACCGACACAGAACCACAGUUUCUUUAAAAACUUACCCCUUUAUUUAACGGUUUAUAACCUUUUCGAUUCAAUGGGCUGGGAAAAGAUUCUUUUUUAGAAUAUCAAUUAAAAUUUUUUCAGCCAAAGUUUUUCAUGAUUUUCCAUAAAAAGAUUAGCUAAGACGGGAGGAAGGGGAAACCCCAUGGCUAUGCCAUCUAUUUGAUCAUAGAAAGAACCAUUAAAUUGGAAAUGAGUCUGGGCAGCAGCUGUAGUGAAGAGGCUUCUAAGUUCAGGUUUACUUAAUUGAAUGUCAGGAUUGCCCUCGGAAAUGUAAUUGAGUGCUAAGUCAAUACACUCAUCAAGGGGUAUGUUAGUAAAGAGACUUUCAACAUCAAAAGAAACCAUUUAUGAGACAUAGAUAAAGAUUGGAUGUCCUGCACAAAAGUAAAAGUGUCAGUGGCAGUCAGUAAUUAGCUGGAAUGUGAGGCAUUAAGAGACUACAUAGGUACUUGGCCAGGUUGUAAUAAUUAUUGUAUAUUCUAAUAGAAGAUAUGAUGGGGCAAAAUAACAGCAUAGAGUUAGGUCUAUGAUCCUUACAUGCAUUUUGGGAAGGUCGUAGAUUCUUGCUGGCUGGGAGCCUUUGGUGUAGAUGUUUUCAUGCACAACGUUGUCAAGAUGACCAUUUUUCUUCAAUAUUCAGAGGAGUCAUUACAGUUGACCUUCUCUCAAUAGGGUGGGAUCACCCUUAAUGGGCCAAAAAUUGGAAGUGUCAUUGAUGAUUUUGAGGAUACCCUGGUUGUAAUCUAUUGUGGGAUGGUAUGAGGAAACAUAAGAAUAAGCCAAAUGAGAAAGAUCCAAAGCAAGUUUUCUUGCUUGUUUAGUGUCUCUGAAGUUCUUAAACAUAGGCCAUUUUUCUGCUAUCACUCAGAAAAAGAUUCGCCCUUUGACCUGAGUCACUUUGUUCACUUGAGAAUUUCAACUGUUUCAGCUCAACAAAACUUUCAAUUCAUUCAUGACCUAUCAUGUAACAGAGUCCAAAAGGUAUCCAAUUUCACUGGUAUGCUGUUAUGAUACUGCUUACCAAAUUCAAUCUUACGCAUGGGUGGAUGUUUAAUGGAAGUAAAAAUAACUUUGCAGGGUACUAGUUUUUGACUGGAUGAUAAGCAGUAAUAAACAACUAAUAAGUGCCUUUUUAAGUUUUGCACCCAUAUCAUGCCCUCAGAUAGAUCCCGCUUCCCAUCCUCUCCCAUCCCCUGUCCCCCUCCACUGUGCAGGGGGGAGUUGUAAUAGGCUAAUUUUAUUGGUGACUGUUGAAAGUUUCCCAAGCACUGAUUUUUGCUUUUCUGUCAUCUAGGGUGAUCCCCUUUUUCUUGCACUUCUUGAGAAGCAGAUGAGUGGCUUCAAAGACCAGUCAGUAAGACCAGGCUUUUCACCAAAACGUUACAUUGCUACUCUUGGAAAUUCACUGGAAGAGGACACUUGGAAUCGUUUAGCAGCUACAGGAUCAUUUAAGGACCCCUCAUUGUUGACCUAUAUCCCACAAAGGACUCCCGAACAUGGUGAAGCUAUUUGUAGUCUUUUUUCAGGGAAACCACAGCCAUAUAGUACAAUGUCACUACCUCCUAUUUCUCCUUCAAGUUCAAUGCUUGAAAGCUCUUUUCAUUUUUAUAAGAAUGGAAUGUCAACCGGUGCUGCAUCAAUGAUCUCUUUAAACAGUGAAACUGAAGAAUAUGCACCAUCCUCAAGGGCUUUGAGUCCAGCAGAAUCACUGAAUGAGCGUCUGUCAGAGGUUGAGUUUCUACCCCAAAGAAAAGACCCAUAUAGUCAGUUAAAUUCCACUCAAAAAGAGAAUCUUUUAUCACAACUUUUGCUACAGAGAACUUUAGAGUCAAUGAAUUCUGAUUUGUCAGACCUCCAAGGAUGGGUAACCAAUUAUCCCGAAUCUGGAGGAGGAAUGGAAAAGGAUCCUGUCUCUGUGGUAACAAUAUCAAAAAGUAAAGCAAAACACAGAGGAAGCCUGAAAUCAGGCUCUUUGUCCUCAAUACCACGUUUGCCACCCAUACAGUCUGCAGGUGCUCGGCCUUCAACACCUGUUGAAUUGAAAGAAGAGUCACCAUUGCCGCAGAUAUCAAUGGAACAAACUAUUCACCAACAACCAGAUAUCACCACUGAAAAAGAUGAAACUGAUAACAUUCUUGAUCCUAGUUCUGUCCAUCUACAUUUAAGUUCAAUCUUGGUGGAUGAAAAUAUUCCUUUUGUUGAUCAGGGAGAUCUUCAGGGAAGAUCGCAAGGUUAGUAACAUGUAAUUAGGUUAGUUUUCCAUGAGCUAUAAUCUUCUUGUAAGCUAACUUAUUGUUUGCUUUAUAUUGAUAAAAAAUCCCAAUUCAAUUUUAGUAAACAAUCUUGAUUUCUGAAAUGUUAGAAAUGUACCUAAACUUACUUACAUGUAUGUGUAAUGAAUACCAUGUGAUUCAAUUUACAAUAGACCCUGCCAACUCAUACUCCAAGGAGAAACAAAAAAUGGCUUAAGUUAGCAAGGUUCAAGUUAGCUGAUAGUGAUUGGCUGUAAAAUUGGGUCAAAAGAAAUCCAAUCUUGUUUGAGUUACCAGGGGUUUGAAUUAACCCAGUUCAAGUCAGGGGGUUCUUCUGUAGUUUUUAUUUUGCACCUACUGUGUCAUUGAUUUGUGUUCAUUAUCAUAACGAUACAUACAUGUAAUAAUAUAUAUAUAUAUAUUGUGUUAUCUGUUCCAAUAUUAUGAGUUGCAGAUUUUUUUUUUUUUUGACAUCCAUUCAAGACUAAAGCCCCAAUUGCUUAGAUGGUUAUUAGCUUGAGGAAUUUCUCCCUAUAGGUGCUCACCAAUCCUGUUUUUUUUCUAGAAUUUUGUCAUUUACAUUUCUCAAGUCAAAUGUUAUGUCUCACUAACUAGGCAUAAUCUUUAAUGUAAGCUAUUGUGUCUGGUAUUCAGUGAGGGGUGGUUCCUGAUUCUGAUACUAAUUUUGCAUUCUUGAAUUGUUUUCAAAACACUGGUAUCUCAGGGAAUGUUUCAUGGACAAAUACAUUUGCUGUUUUGGAUAACCAUUAAGUUAAAUGCAUUUUCCAGACUCCUCCUCUCCUGUCUUGUAGGUGAUGGAGAUACAGUUAGUUAUUCUAAAGAAACUACAGCUGAUAUUGAGGAUGACAUGAAACAAGAAGAUCAAAGUGAGAAUGCCAGCCAAUCAGUGAUCAUGAGGAAAAGCAGUGAAGGUACCUCUUACAUCUAAUAUUCCUCCCUUUAUUUUCAGGGUUUUUAGGAAGAACUACAUGUACAAAUACAGAGCAAAAAAAUUUUUAAAUAUAGUACAAAAAAUGACCCCAAAAAACAACCAAUGAUGCAAGACUGCAUAAUUAUAAAUUCAUCAUCUGUCAUCUGUACUUUUAAGAGUAUUUUAAACUGAAUAAUGUAAACUUUUGCAGUAUAGCAUCAUGAGUUUCCAGAUUUGACAUGGAAUAUGAAGUAUACUGCUUUGUGGAGAAUUACAUGAACAAGUAUUGCAUUCUACUUUGAUAAACUGCUAGAUUGUCCUACCAAAUUUUAUCGGAUGUCUUCAUAACUUAGAGAGAGAGGAAGAAAUUGCAUUAAAACUGGGGAUUUUUUGUCACAACUUCAACCUAUCAGAAGAGAUUGAUUUUUAACUGCCCCUUGCAAUGUAAGUACAUUACUCACAGUAGCAAUGUGAAUAAUUAAACUUAUCAGUUAGAGGGAGAGUGCCUUGAUAUGACACCAAAUCCAAGAAAGCAAUUCAAUGACAGCUUGAAUGCGACAACUAGAAAAGAGAAUUACAUUUAAAUCUCGUCUUCUGUCCCAGAAUCAGAUCAUCCUGGGAUUCAAAGAAGCCCAAACAAAUGGAAAGAGAAUUCUGGCUGUGAAAAUUCAGUGGAAGAUCAAGGGAUGAUAAAAAGUGAUGACAUGAUUGCACUUGAUGACAUUGUGCUGAGUGAGGACACUACCUAUGAUGAUAAAAGGCAAAGUACUCAAGGAGAGGAGAUCAAACAUAAGCAGACAUUAGAAAAUGUGGACCAAAUGGAAGAACGUUCUGAAGAUGACAGUCAGCCACAGGUGCAGAAGAUAGAUAUGGCAGAAUUAGAUCAUACGCAUACAAAAGCUGAUGAUGAGGAUGAAGGAAUUGGAAUUGAUGAAGGUGUGGUUGAUAUGAGUGAAAAAAUGGGAGUUGCUGAUGACAAUUUGGCAAUUACUGAGGAAGGUAAUCUUAAUUUUUAUUUAAGGAAAUACAGUGUAUGAUAUCCGAUCUCAUUAUUAAAUUACCUUUGAUCGGAAAGUAAAUUUACAAGAUAUUGCAGAUCUUCUCAAUGUUUUUAUGAUUUUUAUUAUAAUAUAUUCAUGUUUACUACAUGAAUUGACAAGGAUACCUUGUCACUUUUCAACUGGAGUGAAUUCACAUGAACGUUACAUUAAAUGUUGGCAUAUGUUACAUUGAUAGCAAUGUUGCGUGAUGUGGUGAUACAUUGUGUUCUAGGCAUCCAGACCAGUCAGGAGAACACCUCAUUGCCACCAGCUGAACCUCCUCCCCCAAUAAGCUUGGAGGAACUUCAGGGGGAGGCUCGAACUGUGGCCAGUAAAGUUCUUAGUCGUCCACAAUCAGGAAUGGUGUUUAUGGAGGACAUAAAAGCUGCCAUUGCAAUGUGGGCUGAUCGCCUAACAAACCUUUUAGGACCCCCUCGACAAGGUAUAUAACACAAUGUCAAUUUGUCAAUGCUAUGUAAAGAAGGAUUUUACAGAUUUGCCUCUAGCGUGAGACAAGGGAAAAUAUUUGAGAUCAACGGGAUUUUUUUCAUUCCUUUUGGUGUUGAUAGCAAAAAAAUAAUGAAAUUAGGCGAGUGCAAUCCAAUUUUAUCUUUGAAGCCAGCAAUCUUUACCAGUGCACUUUGAAGUUGAAUUCAAUUAAACUUAAUAUUUUAAUUCGUUUUACGAAUGUAAACACCCUUUAUGCUGUAUUGAGAAAGACCUCCACAUAAAUUGCUUAGGCCCUUCAAGCAAAAUUACCGAAAUAGAGUUGAAGAGUGAGAUACCCGCACGAAAUACAAGUAUGUAAAUAUAUGUGGUAAGAAUAUAUUCUCUGUCGAUUAAAAUUUACGUUUCGUAUGUUACAAAUACAUUGUGGAUCGUGUGAAAUGGAAACUCUUUCGCGGUGUUGAUGCCAUAUCUAUCUUGAUCAUCAGAUUUGUAGCUUUACACCAGUCUUUGCAAUUCAUAUUGCAUGGGCUCUGAUCUACCGCCAAUGUAAAUCAGCAGGCACGAGGCUUGAGUUUGUCCUUUGUUCUGGGUUUUUUUUCCCUUUUGAUCUCUCUUAUUUUCCUCGUCCUUUUACUGCAACGCAUAAGUUAACCAGAAAUACUAUCGUCACUUCUGUUUAUCCAACACUUACUGCUGUUUUAAGUUGUUCAAGUUAAUUUUGUUUGCUUUCAGCGGAACGUGUCAGCUCUGCUAACCAUCAAAGACAACAUUCAACACACCUGGCAGCAAAGGAAGGGUUAGUUCGCCAUGCAAGGCAUCGCAAGAUGAGCAGGUCGGCAGGUCCAUCACCUGCAGCUCUACGGGAAGCGCUCAGGAUUUCUGGAGGUAAGCAAAUUGACAGCUUAUAGCAGAUAGUACGUUUACAAUCAGUGCAAUAAAACGCUAGAGCUUUGAGUACGCCGUAGAUAGAAGUUGAAAUGAUUGUCUUGUGAUAUCAGGACACUCCACCCCUUCCCCCCGAACUUGCGUAACUCGUUAAGAUGUCAGUCAUUACUAGUGAUUCAUAUCAUCCAGCGAAGUUAGAAUAAGUUUGAAAGUGUAAGCUCAUGUAUGUGUUCGUCACAAAUAUUGCUACAAACACUCUGUAAACAUAUAAGUAAAUCUGUCAACCCUUUACACCCUGACAUCAGGAUCCAUAUUCUUCGUAUUCUAUUCUCUACACAUUUUCUCAGGUGCGGGCAAGAAGAACUUGUUUAACAAUCAAGAGCCGAUGAUCAUUUAGAGUUUAUUUUUCUAGCCUUAGUGUGUGAUUCAGGGGUGAUUUUGUAGGAGAAAUGAGAUGCUUGUCAUUCUUAGUGGUUAAGAAGUUAAUAAAGCAGUUAUAAUUACCAAUCUUGUUCUACGAAUACUGACUUGGUGACGUGCUUCAGUGCGACUUGGUUAACGAGUAAGUUACAACUUUCGGUAACGUUUAAAUAAUCAAACAAGGAUAACUGUCCAAACGAUCAUAACUAGUUAUAACUACUACAAGCAAUAGCUGACCAUUUUCCUGACACCUUUUUUUUGACCAGUUUGUGCUGUUAAGCAUGUCACUUUCAGUUCAUCCACAUGUUUGUUUGAUAAGCCACAAAUUAGUGCGCUUUUAUUUCACAGGUGAAGUGAUGGAAAUAGAGGUCCUAAAAAACUUGCCACCACUCCCCAAACGAUUGAGCAAGACCAGCCAGUCGCAGCCUCCUGGCCUAGAUACCAGUGUCCAUAAAUUCUACGAGAAACGUGAGUUUAUUAUCCGUGGUUACAUGAUAGCGUGAUUGCUCCACUCCAUCAUGUGUUCCAAAAAAAAUGAGAGCAACUUGACUGGACAGAAAUAGAUCUUAUUGACUAAGCAUGUUGUGUCAGGGUAGGUUUAAUAAUUGUUUCUAUGAUUAGUAGAUAACUAGGCAAUUGGCUCUCUUGUUCUUUCCCAAAAUUGUUGGAGAAGGAGUCUUAUAUUCAUUGGCCUUGACCAAACAUGCAUGGUCAGUGAAGGAUUUUGUGAGUUGGCCAACAGAUUACAGGCGAAAAAAAAAAGGCUUAAUUGGAAAAAAUAGUGAGCCUCGUUUUGGUUUCCUUUUCGGCUUCUGUUUUGUGAACCCAAGAACUUGAGUUUUAAAAUGUAGCCAUUCCGACCUAUCUUUCCCGUAUUGGGAGAUUUAAGAUUAUAUCUAAAAUGAUUUCCCUGUGCUUCAUUGCUGUGUAUAAACUCAAUUUCUCUCUUGUCCACUCAAAGAUGGCUCCGCAUCAACCAAACGAUCUGGUUCGUCUAAUGCAGCUCAAUCGAUACCCUGGGAACGGGUUUCAAAUGCUGACGUGCAAGUUGACGUUUUUAGUUAUGCAACUAAAGACGAAGAGCCUAGCUUUCAUAGAGUUCAGUUUGAUGAGAUCGAUGAUGAAGAAUCAGAUGACGAGGAUGAAGAAUUCAAAACAGCUUUGGAUGCUGUUGUAACAGAGGUGAAACAGGACUACACUUUGAUCGAAGCAAGGUCAAGAGUGGAAACUUCGUCCCCAAAGAAAGAGCAGAAGCCAUUUCAGUUUCCCCGUCCGGCAGAAUCUAAGCCGCCAGCUGGUCUCCAAAACAAACAAACACAAGGACAAGUCAAAGGGAAAGCCAAGUCAGUGCCCGCUAAGAAAAAACCUGUUGUGAAAAAAAGGGCGGGCAAGAAAUCAACAAAAGAACCAUCCAAAGCCUCGAAUAAAACUUCGAAAACAGGGAAAGGGAAAGGAGAGACACAGAAAAAAAAUAAUCAGGAAAAACAAGAAAAUCUUUCUGACGUAAAAGCGGCGGAAGGAGAGAAGGCUGACCCUUUAAGAGUUGACUCGGAAACAGGUGAACAUGAACCGGCAACAUCACAAAGAACUGUUGUCUCGUCGGCUCUUUCUGGAGUGACCUCAUCUAGAGUUUCCUCUAAAGCUUCUGAUGGGUUAAGCGAAAAGAAAACUGCAGAUUCGCCUUCAGAAAGACACGAUACACCAGUUGUUGAGGUUCCUUUUCUGGCACCUAAACCUCCUGAGCCUCAAAUUAUUCAGCCAGAUCCGGAACCAGAAGUAGAGAGAACGCCUGAACCUGAGGAGCAAAAACCCUCUCAGGAGUCUAGAGCAGCUAGAAGGGCAGCGGAACGAGCGGCUGCCGCAGAAAGAAGACGCCAAGAGGUCGAACGUAAGAGAAGGGAGAGGGAAGAGGCCAAGAAAAGAGCAGCUGAGGAGGAGACUCGAUUACAGCAACUUAGGCUAGAGGCUGAAGAAGAAAUGAAGAAAAGGGAAGAAGAACUUAGGUAAGACUGUGAACAAUGAUCAAUGCAUGUCUGCAUGUAUAGUUUCUAUCUGAAGCUGAAAGCACGAUGAUGGUUAAACAUGAUUGUAAAAUCUGAAAUUUCUUGUUUCUCAUCACCAUCGACCGCUCUCUCUCACCCACCAUGUUAUAAGAAAUGUUCCUUUCAGCGCACAUUUAUUCUCUUGCUUGUGCUUGUGUUCGAGCAUGUGCUUACAAUUAUACUUGUGCUCGCAGUUAUGCUUGUGCUUAUGCUUACGUUUGUACUUGUGUUUCGUACAUCCUGAUUUGUUCAUGUGCAUACAUUGAUGAUUAUGCUUUUGAUUCAACAUGAGCUAUCCUAUCGUGCAUGUGCUUGUGCUUGUGCUUGUGCUUGUGCUUAUACUUACAUGUAAGUAGGUGGUCAUUCUCGUACUCAUAAAUAUGUUUUUGUGCAUGUGAAUGCUGUUUAUUAAGAAUUAAUUCAUGCUCAGUGAGCGAGUAUCAAGGUAUGAGAGUGCCUAAAUUACAUGCGGUGGGACGUUUGGAGAGCACAGCGAGAGUAACCAAGAGCAACGUAAGAGCGACUUUUUUUUCAAGACCGCGUGAGGUCUGGUUUAAGUAUAAAACAGGACCAUUUCAUUUAAUUUGGAGCUCACGGCACGCUUCUGAAAAUCACCUAUAUUUCAAAAUCUAAAUAUCGCAUUUCGUGGCAAAUUUUCAAGUAACAUUUUUCCCAUGUGGUGUAACUCAGAAUCGGUUCAGGUCAAGCUCAAAAUAAGUGGAAAUAAUGUUGUUUUCUAGGAUAUAAAUAUAGUUUCAUUUCCGACAUAAUUUAAUUAUGUACCCUGUUAUUAAAUCCGGAUUCCAACCAAAUUUUAGCAGUUAGUACCGUGUUCGAUCAGGAAACCAAUACAGUAAGCUAAAAUUGCAAAGCUGACGACGACAGAUUAAUUUUUAACCCUGCUUUCGUUUCAAAUUCUCAUCUAUUUCCCAUGGCGAAAUUGUUUACCAUAACACAUUCCAUAAGCUAGCGGCAGGUGUCUGUUUUUCUUCGCAUAUUCGAACACAUGUAAGUUUUCAGAAAGUUCAAGGAUAAAAUUGAGCCUUAUUGUGGACUUGAUAUAGGAUAAUUCAAUCAUUUAUACCGGUAGAUCAACAGUUAUUUGUUGAAGACGGAAGGCAAUCUGAUAGUAAUGUAACACACCUAAGUGAUUGUCACACAAGGCUAAACUUCUUGUAAGAAAUUUUCUUGUUCCCUUCUUGCGAUUUUUCGGCUACGUAAUUAGCACUUUUAACAACUUUUUCAUAUGCUGAUAUACAAUAUGUUACCUAGAAAGGGUCAUUUCACUGAAAAGCAGAGAUACGACUGUAGUAGGACUAUACCCAAGACUCUCUACUUAUUGAUCAGCUAUUAAUUUCAUCGUACAAGCUCCAAAACCUAGAUCUUGUGGACCUUUUCUUCUGAGCCAUCCGCGUUAAGCGCCUUCAUAUUGAAUGAUAAACCACGUAUAUUCCACUGGAAAGACUUGACACAUCUGGUUCAAAUUCCCCAUCCCCCUCAGGUAAGGUUCAAACUUCCCCCCCCCCUCCCCCUCCGCGGCACGGACGAACGGACGACAGUCAAAUGCCCGUGGGUUGCCCGGAGAGGAUGUUGAAACUUCGAAUUAAUCGGUACAUAACGUCACUGACACUGAUUCAACGUUAAUUGCACAUCAAAAUCUAAACAAUGAAUGUCAAUUAGUACGCUUCGCUCAAGUAAUUCGAUUGAAUUAACGACCACGCCUAUGUAGAAAAAGACAAACUUGCGAUCACGAGCGACUCGUAUUUCUCUACAAUUAAUUUAUUUAAAAAUGAUUUUCUUAUUUUGUUGGAAUUACAUUUUUUGAGACUUUAAUUCAACUCUCUUUUCAAAGAAAAACAAAAUUUUCUCAAAGCUUCCAUGAUGUUCAGAUCACAUCUAUUGAGAUAUUUCUGCAAAGAAAAGUUUUGAUUUAAACUACGCGUCGAUAGAUGCUCCUGUGAAAUUAUUUUUAGAUGUUUAUCGUCUUUUGUAGUGUCACGGCAAGAACUGGAAAGAUUACAUCUUCGGAUCUACAUAAUUUGCUGAUCAAAACGAAAAAAUGCAUCCUCUUCAAAGAAAAAAAUUUCCUCUAAAUUUCAUGAUGCGCUAAUCACACCUAUUUAGAAGAUAUUUCUGCAAAGAAAACUUUUGUUUUUAAUUGCGCGCAAACCUGAAACAAUUGUGAGAUGUUUAUCGUCUUUUUCUGUCUUCCUUACAGUCACGACAAGAACUCAGAACAUAAUGUGCUAGUGGCUAUAGGUCAGAAAUUACAAAAGGAUAGAACUCAACUGUGUAUCGAUUGCGAGUGUCGAACUAAUAAGAUACUCCGAAACAAAGCAGACUGGAAACAAACAGUAAUUAGCACCAGGAGUGGGGAUAAGAUCGGAAUUCUACUGUUACACUCACAUACCCGAUCACCCACUCACUCAUCUCGACGACAUGUUUGGCUUCGCCUUCUAUAGGAGGUAGUAGCCACAGAAAAGAAAAACUGGAAAAAAGGUAGCAAAAAACGCACGUUUAAAAAUUGUUCUUUAAAGUUCCUUGCUGAAUCUGCGAUCAGUUUUGCGUGAUUAUCCUUUAGCAUGGCUGGAUAACUCUGCUAAAAUGCACGACAUCUUUGUGACCCUCUCCUCCACCCAAAACCCGAAGAACAUCGAUGCCUGGAACAGGUCCUCUGGUCCGAUUGCUGAAAGGUGUGAAGAAUUGGCGCUUGAGCUAAAAUUUAUUCCAAUCGGGCCUCAAAAUCGGUAUUGCCGACAGACUUUCGGUGUUUAGAAAUGACUUAACUGAAGAAUCAAAAGCGUCACCUUUUUGUCGAAGUAGUAGUUUUAUCUUGCGAACAGUAUCCCCCAACCAAUGCCAGAAAAGACUGAUUUCCACUUCUGAAAGUUUUGCAACUAAAACUCUCAAUUUGUGAAGAACGUUCUCUACUCAGCUAGGAUUCUUUGUUUGUAUUAGUGAUUUCAAAUGACACAAUGUCCAUCACACUUUUAUCUUCAAUUCUAGUUCACCUUAACUAUCUGAUUCCGUCUUCAGCUCCACAUUCGGUAUUCUUCUGCUAUUUCACUCAUUUUGAACUCUACCUCUGUUUCGUCUGUAGUCUGAAUUUUGAUUAUUUUCCAGGGGUUCCUUUGUUAUUCUUUUCCUCUCUCUCCUUUCCCCUUUUAUUUUGUUUGUGUUGUAUCCUGCUUUUUGGCUCUUCCAAAUAAUGUCACUAUUUACGUAUAGCGGCAGCACUAUUUAACUCUGCACGAGAUCGCCGCUGCGAAAUAAAGCAAGUCUCACAGCGAUGACUAAGGGAUAAGAAAAAUAUAUUGAAACUAUAAAUUUGGAAAGAAUUUUCAGAUGUGAUUUAGUGCAAUCAGUUUUUGUAAUGUAAGUAUUAAAAACUCUCUACUUUUCAGUGGAUUCAGUCUUUAAUGAUAACUUAUUCUACACUAUCAUAUGAACAAGUUUGUUGAAGCUCUAUUCGCGAAUGUUCUUGGCAGAAAAAUUACAAGAAAGAAACAAAAAAUUUUAUCGUGAUGGCAAUUUAUUAAGCUUCUUUAGUACUCUCCAAGCUUCCCAAGUGCUUCCAUACUUUGAUAUCGACAGCUUGAAGCAUACACCAACUUAACACUAGCCUGUGCUUAAAUUUACAUAAUAUUCUCCUGUUUAUGCUUUUGUUAGCAAAACUGCUUAAGUCAAUUUUUUAUUCUUGUACUUAUGUACGUUUUCUACUAAUGCUUUCCACUUACGCUUAUGCAUUUGUUGUUUCUUGUGGUAGAGUUUGAACAAGUACAAUUUUGUGUUUGUACCAAAUUGAUCGAUGCGCUUGUACGAUUAUCAACUUGCAAGUCUAAACUAAUGUUUUGGUGCAUUUCGUGUUCAUGUAUGACGCUACUUUUUCAGGAAUAAUUAUUUUCAACAAUUCGAGCGUAAAUAUCGACAAACAUAAAUCCCUUUCAUUUCCCUGUUCUAGAACGGAGUUCUCUUUUCCCAGAAUAACGUGUUCACUUAUCAUUUUGGUUUACGUGCAUUUCUAGUGUUGUGGCUAUGCUGCUUGAUUCGUUGGUUCCCUCAGAGAAAUAAGGUGAUACCAUGAGAGCCCAAUGCGUUAUUGCCAGUGAACUUUUGCUUGUUUUGUUCACGGCUGAUCUUUUCCAAAUUUUCAGUGAAGAUCUGCCGUAUUAUGUUCACAACUUGAGAAGAUUAUGCUUGAUUUUGGCAGAAAGUUAGUUUUGGUUUUGUUCAGGGUGAUAAUGUAUUGUUCGUCUUUUUGAAGGCGAAAACGAGAGGAAAAAGAAGAAGCAAAACGGCGGAAACAGGAAGAGGAGAUGGAGCAAGAGCGGCUAGCGAGCAUUAAAGUUGAAAGAGAACGUCGCGCGAAGGAGGACUGGAAAAAACGACAACAACAGGUACUAGCACAGAGAAAACUCGAAGAGGAAUUGCGUAAAGAACAAGAGAAAAUAGAGGCUGAACUUGAGGCUGCGCGGCUAAGGGAAGAAGAAGAGAGGAUUAAAGCUAUGGAGGAGUCAGAGAGGAUAGCAUUCCUGGAGAAAAUGCGUCAAGAAGAGGAGGGACUGAGAAGGCGACUGGAAGAGCAGAGAAGGAAGGAGGAGCGCGAAAGGAAGCUUCGAGAGGAAGACAGAAAACAACGAGAAGACGCUCUGGCUUUACUACGGCAGCAGCAGCUACAAAGACAUUUGUUUAUCGCAGGAAUCCUCAAAGAGAGUCAUUACCUUUCAUUGUCCCAACGAUUAACCAAGGCCUUUACGUUUUCAUACUUUGAUCUUAUUCCAUGGAAUCAUUUACAGCAUUUAAAACCUCCGCCUUCUCCAGUCCGAGACCUUCUUCACUCGGUUAGAGAAAAUAUCCCUCCAACCAUACUGGAAGAAGACGAAGUGACAGAAGAUUAGCAUAUGGAAAAUUAUCACUUCUCAGAAAUAGUCUUAAAAACAAAGAAAUUGGUUCAUAUGAAGAUAUUAAAAUUGAAUUUUGAAAGCUCC